UGGGCCGCGAGGGGUGGCGGGGCGGAGCGGGACGGGACGGGACGGGACGGGACGGGAGGGCACCGACGGGCCGGGCCGGGCCGGGACGCGCAGCCCGCCGCCAUGCCCAAUGACUCCCCGGCCUUCGGCGAGCCCCCGGAGGCGCCCGGCCCCGCGGACAAGGCGGGCGGCUUCGCCCAAAUGGCGGCCGCCCCGGCACCGGGGGUCGCCUCCUCCUCCUCGUCCUCCUCCUCCUCUUCCUCGGCGGCGGCGGCGGGGAAGAAGCUGCCGCGGCUGCCCAAGUGCGCCCGCUGCCGCAACCACGGGUACUCGUCGCCGCUGAAGGGGCACAAGCGGUUCUGCAUGUGGCGGGACUGCCAGUGCAAGAAGUGCAGCCUGAUCGCCGAGCGGCAGCGGGUCAUGGCAGCGCAGGUUGCACUGAGAAGGCAGCAAGCUCAGGAAGAGGAACUGGGAAUCAGCCACCCAGUACCCCUGCCCAGUGUCCCAGAGCAGUUCAUUAAGAAGAAUGGUGGUGGAAGCUCUUGUCUCUUGCUGGAAAGCAGCAGCCCUACACACUCCACGAGUACAGCAACAGCAGCAACUAGCACGCCAUCAGAGGGACGGAUGCUCAUUCAGGACAUCUCUUCCAUCCCCAGCAGAGGGCACUUGGAGAGCACGUCUGAUUUGGUCGUGGACUCCACCUACUACACCAGUUUUUACCAGCCAUCCCUGUAUCCUUACUAUAACAACCUGUACAACUACUCCCAGUACCAAAUGGCAGUGGCUGGUGAGCCUUCCUCAAGUGAGACAGGGGGUGCAAUUGUAGGGCCGGCCAUGAAAAACAGCCUUCGAAGCCUCCCAGCAACAUACAUGCCAAGCCAGUCAGGAAAACAAUGGCAGGCGAAGGGGAUGGAGAACCGCCAUGCCAUGAGCUCCCAGUACAGGAUGUGCUCCUACCACCCACCUGCUUCUUACCUGGGCCAGGGGAUUGGCACUCCGGCAUGCGUCCCGCAGAUCCUGACCUCGGAGGACAUCCCCUCGUACUCAGAGUCAAAAGUAAGAGGUAACCAGCGUUGUGUUCAGAAUAAGGACAAAUCAGGAAGCUAAGCUACAAAUGGAAGUUACCACAGAAAUAUGCAAUACUGCAGAAAUGGGAUUUUUUUUUGUUUUGUUUGUUUUUAAGAUAGUGUAUCUCACUUUUGCAGUAACAGGGUGAAUCCAGGCGACUGCUGUUUACUUUCUUUGAUUCCCUUUUGGAUUUGCGUGGCUGUGAAAGUCAAGCCUGUUCUCUUAUUCCUAAUGGAACUUGAGCCCUGCUAGAAACCCCUGGAGCCUGCAAGCACCCAGUGCCCAGAUGUGGAGGAGCUGCUGGCUUGGGCACAGCAGCGCGGUGUGAGGACAGAGCCUUGACUCCGUAUGGCUUGUUCUUGUGCAGUUGUACCAGAUUCAUCAUAGCUUCUAAAAAACAAGCUGUGGUUGUAAAGUAUAUUCUCUUUUAAAAGAUCACAGGCUGGUAAUACUCUCCACUAAACAGUAAAAUCCAGAACAUAAUAAGUAUUGAUGGUUAAGGUGUCAGGGGCCCAUGGAGCUCCCGCUGUGAUUUAGCUCCCUCCGACUGCCUCAACUACCAAUGCAUUUCGCUAAUUACAUCAUAGAUUUUCCUAUUGAUGAACAGAAUCUGAAUUAACACGGGAAGCACCAAUGUUACCCUUUCACUAUUAUUGUUGUACAAGAAGCCGUGGCAGAUGCUGGCAGUUAGUUACACAAACAUUAGUAUUAACGAUUGGCCAUUUGGAAUUGGUGACAAACUGCCGCCCGCCGGAAUCCUGAGCCUGAAACCAAUCAGGAAGUUAAUGAGGAGAGAAAUUACCACUGCAGCUUCCCCUUAAUUAUAUUCACGGUAGGCAGGAAGGGAGUGCUGGGGGUGGAUCUCAACUCAUCUAAGGUUAGGAAGGUCAGAGACCCUUUUACUUGGCUUUUGUAUCUACUGCAAAUUGCAACGUUGCGGCCAUUUCUGGCACUGUAUGAUCUUCAAAUUCUUUAAUAUUUGGCCCCCGCCCCGGUCUGUCCGAGCCAGGACCGCGGGUCCCUGCAGCCUGGGGGGGGUCCUGCGGCCCCCAGCACCCUCCCGGCCUCUCCCCGCGCCUGGGGCUGCGAGUGGGGGGCUCAGCCGCUGUGUUUUUCUCUCUCUUCCCCCUCCCACCCCCCUUAUCCGCAGUGUUUUCGCCGCCCAGCAGCCAGGACUCCGGCCUGGGGUGCCUAUCCAGCAGCGAGAGCACCAAGGGGGACCUGGAGUGCGAGCCCCGCCAGGAGCCCGGCGCCUUCGCGGUGAGCCCGGUGCUGGAGGGCGGCGAGUAGGG
This is a messenger RNA of Anas platyrhynchos (mallard), 2339 nucleotides long. RefSeq names its product doublesex and mab-3 related transcription factor 1 (gene DMRT1). The record is from RefSeq and is a predicted model, not a curated record. Gene Ontology annotation, cellular component: nucleus. Gene Ontology annotation, molecular function: DNA-binding transcription factor activity, RNA polymerase II-specific; RNA polymerase II cis-regulatory region sequence-specific DNA binding. Gene Ontology annotation, biological process: regulation of transcription by RNA polymerase II; sex differentiation. NCBI's taxonomy places the organism in Eukaryota, Metazoa, Chordata, Aves, Anseriformes, Anatidae.